AUGCCGUUCCCCGAUCCAUCCCAGUCUGGGAUGACCGACGCGCAAUCAGACUCUAUUCAUAAUAACUCAGACUUACUGGAUGGAGCUGCCGACUUCGAUAAUGAUGUCGACAGCUCGCUUCUCACGGAUCACGGAAUCGAAGGACCAGAUACGAUUGAGGAAGGGAAGCAGAAUGCGAAGGCUGUUCUUGCGGCAUCGGGCGUGACAUUACCUAAACCAGAGUCAAGCAAUGAUGCAUCUAACGCAAAUUCUUCACCGGAUUCGCAGAAGGGCAGUGCUAAUGGAGCCGCGUCCGGCAAAAAGCGAUCGCGAGAUGGAGCACUUGUUCAGACCUCUUCCUCCAGCAAUGCUCUGCCCGUACGUUUACGAGAGACCCCUGUAGAAAGGAUCCUACUGGAAGAAUACGUCAACCGGGAAUUUAGUCAUUCUGCUCUGACCGCGUGGCAAAGCCCGAGCCAACAGCUGCAGCAAGAAAAGCGCGCGGAACGCGAUUAUUACCUUACCUUACGACGGGAAAACCAUAUGAACCCGGCCGCUCUUUACGGUGUUGGCUACGAAGGGUUUGGAAAUGCCCGUACCGACUUGCGCAAUCAACACCCCCAAUUGCUAUAUCCCGCCCACCGACGCCGCCCCGGUAAUCGGAAGACACGCGAGCUACGAGUUUCGCGGAAAGAUUUAAAGACCCAGAACGAACAAAUUGAAAAUCUGGUACCAAUUCGGUUGGAUAUUGAUUGGGAGAAGGUGAAAAUCCGGGAUACCUUCACAUGGAACCUUCAUGACCGUGUUGUUUCGCCUGACCUCUUCGCGGAGAAACUCGUCGAGGACCUAGGCCUUCCACUCGAGUCAUGUGGUCCGCUGAUACGAAUGGUGUCUCAGAGCAUCCAGGAGCAGCUUUGUGACUAUUAUCCGCAUCUAAAUAUCGAAGAGGAGGCCCUCGAUCCCCACCUCCCAUACAGCGCGUACAAAAACGACGAAAUGCGCAUUGUGGUCAAAUUAAACAUCACUAUUGGUCAGAAUACUUUGGUUGAUCAAUUUGAAUGGGAUAUCAACGAUCCUCACAAUAACCCCGAAGAGUUCGCCGCGCGAAUGACGAAUGAUCUUUCCCUUUCCGGAGAAUUUACAACAGCAAUUGCCCAUUCAAUCCGUGAGCAAUCGCAGCUAUUCACCAAAUCCCUCUACAUUCUCUCACAUCCUUUCGACGGACGUCCCGUUGACGACCCAGACCUGAAGAUGGCCUUCUUACCUACACCACUUCUCUCAUCCUUCCGACCCUUCCAGGCCGCAAAAGAAUUCACUCCAUAUCUCUACGAACUUAAUGAGGCGGAACUUGAACGGACAGAGGUCUCAUUCCAGAGAGAUCAACGGCGACAGAAACGGUCUGUCAAUCGUCGUGGUGGGCCAGCUUUACCCGACCUCAAAGACCGCCAACGAACGAUUCGUACGCUGCUGGUAUCGUCUGUCAUCCCCAAUACAGCCUCGUCACUAGAAGAGAGUAACGUUUUGAAACGGUCUGGGACAAGCCGCCGACGUGCUACAGUUGGGCUACGGGAUGGGGGUGACGAGUCAGACGAGUCAGAUAGCGAUGAGUCCUCCUUGGUCGGAUCUCCCGCUAUUGGUCCUCAUCUAGCUCAAGGCACGGCACGCACGAGAGGCAUGCGAGGAGCUGCCACCGCAGCACAUGCAGCCCUACGUGCGAAUCUAGGCCAGUCGGCAACUCCUGAACCUCACCAUGAACCUCGAGUCUCGUCUCGCAGGCGUGACUACCGUGAAGAAACUCCCGAAGAGCCGGAGAGGCUGGUUGUGACGCUCAAGAUUUCACGUGAAAAGUUCCGCCAAUUUAUCGCCAAUGGCUCCAAAGUCAACCCUAACGUCCCUAGUUCUGCAGCGGUAACGCAGGCCACGUCCCAACGAAGCACACCGCAGGUCCACACACCAACACUGAACUCAACACCAACUCCCUCCCAAACCCACCAAGCUCGGUUAUCAAGCGCCGGUCGCCCGGGCCCUAUCCAACACCUAGGGGCUAUAGAAGCGUCUAAUCCUCCUCAACCAGGCGUCCCUGGGCCCCCGCCUCCGAGUUGGCUAGUAGCAGGACUCGCCCGACUCAACCAGGCGAACCCGAAUGACUCCUUCGAAGCAGUGAUGCGAUACACUGCUGUGGACACGGAUACAAUGCAACCCGUGGUCAACCCUAACUCUCACCCUAGCCAAAAGUUGAAAUCCCUCUAUCUUCCUCGUAUUCGUUGUCACGACUGCCCUGGGAAACUGUACACGCCUGGGCCUGGCACAACCGUGGACAAUUUCGAGGUCCAUCUCCGAAAUCGACAACACAAGGAACGCGUGGAAGAACGGAUCUCGAAACCUGCUUCUGGGGCCAACCCUCCUGCAUAA
This is a messenger RNA of Aspergillus puulaauensis, 2391 nucleotides long. It is a transcript of the gene SNF5, whose product is annotated as SWI/SNF chromatin-remodeling complex subunit SNF5. The transcript has 2 exons. The record is from RefSeq and is a predicted model, not a curated record. The coding region runs from base 1 to 2391 and encodes 796 amino acids. Gene Ontology annotation, cellular component: SWI/SNF complex; nucleus; nuclear chromosome. Gene Ontology annotation, biological process: regulation of transcription by RNA polymerase II; chromatin remodeling. NCBI's taxonomy places the organism in Eukaryota, Fungi, Ascomycota, Eurotiomycetes, Eurotiales, Aspergillaceae. Gene Ontology annotation, molecular function: transcription coregulator activity.